CACACACACACACACACACACACACACACACACACACACACACACACACACACUCAGGGCUAUAGUGACCAGUGGGAGGGAAAGACGAAAGACAGACUGUGAGAAGGAGUCUAAGCAGAGGCCUCGGUGUGUGAAAAAGUCAGGGGUCUGCAAAACAACAGCAGACCAAAUAUAACGGGCAAGUUCUGAACCACACAACUCAAAAGAGAGAAUCCAAUCAUUAAGUUUAUUGAACUUUAUUGUUUUUAGCAGCCGAUCCUUGCUGACCGCUGUUCUGCUGCCGGCGGCGCACAUCCCGUCCCGUUGGGAAUCACGGAAUGAGGCGCAGACACGGGGACUACUUCUCUCGUCUCCCCGGCCGGCCCGCGCAACGUUUCCGCCCGACUGACCGCGAUGGCCUUGGAGGCGGACGGCGACAGAGGUUCAUCAAGAAGUGCCCACGAAAAACGACCCCGGGCGGCUCUGGAGCGCAACGGCCACGCGGAGACAUGUGUCACCCCGCCGCACCGGGACGCGGGGGCCCACUCGCCGUGGCACACACUCGCCGCAACUUGGACGCGUCGAGGAGCGUCGCCUGCGCUCUGCGCUGCCUCCGUCUCUGUUAUCCUCGCUCUGCUGCUCGCAUUGGUCGACUGGGAUGCGGGCAGCGACGGAAAUAGCAGCGGCUCCGGCUCUCGUCUUCAUUCGAACGCGGGCUGCGCUGCGGAGCUGCUGGUGACUGCGUGCUACUGCGUGCACCCCGUUUGCGCACUCGCAUGUGCCUUCUUCUGGGGCGGGCUGUACCUCCUUCGCUGCGGGGUGCUCAUCCGCACCGCGGUUUUCCUGUUAGCCGUGUGCCUCCUGGGCGAAGCCGCGGCGCAGUUCCUCCUGCGCGGCGCCGAGGAGGAGCAGCUGCUGUCCCACCCCGCGACCCUGGUAGUCCUCGGCUGCCUGGGCAGCGGGGCUUUGCUGGUUGUCCGGCUGCGUCAGGGAGUGUCCAUCGUCGUCUUCGUCAGCGUCAUCAGGGCAGCGUCGGUCGUCUCUCUGGGCAGCUUGCGGGCCAGCUGGAGACCCUACCUGGCCUACCUGCUGGGACUGCUGGGGGUUUUGCUUGCGAGGUAUGCUGACCGGCUGCGGCCGGCCCCAGGGACCAGCGGGACGGGGUGCUGUGGCUCUGUGACCGGGGCGAAGGAGGAGGACAUCCCUGUCUUCAAAAGGAGACGGAGGUCCAGCUCCAUAUCGGCCUCGGAGAUGAUGGCUCACAGUCAGAGCAACAGCAAGUCCCACCGCAGGACUUCGCUGCCUUGCAUUCCGCGGGACCAGCCGUCGAGCACGAGCGUGGUGGUGGACAUCGCGGUGAUGGGCGAGGCCCGCGGCCUCAUCUCCGACCUGCUGGCAGACCCCUCGCUGCCCCCCAACACCUGCAGCUCUCUGAAGGCCGUCAGCAACCUCCUCGGCACCCAGAUCAGCCUGCAGCCCCUCCACCGGCUCCGCAUUCCUGCAGACACGCACACCUGCUCUGACUCUGAGGAGGGGCCCGAAAGAGCAGAGAGGCUGGCCAUUCCAAAGCGUAUAAGACGGAGUCUGCCCCCGGGAUUGCUGAGGAGAAUCUCGUCAACCUGGACCACGACCACCUCGGCUACGGGUCUGCCCACCUUAGAGCCGGGCCCUGUACGCCGAGACCGCUCAGCCAGCAUCAAACACACUGGCGACAGUGAGUCAUGGAACAACUCAGUGAUGAUGACCAUCUCAAAGAGUCGCUCCAUGUCUGCUUCCUGCGCUGUCUCCGUCACGUCCAACCACCUCCACGGCAAACCACCGGGAAGACCAGGUUUCCCCUCCUCCAACGAGUCCCCGCUGGGCUCCCCGUGCCCGUCUCCCCCUGUGCAGGGCACGCCGGUCUCAAGCCCCACCGUCACGACGUGUUCGGUGCAGCUCCCGGAGCCGCCCGGGCCUCUGGCCGAGCGAAGCCCGGACCCUGUGGCCCACAAGAGCCACCACAAGGCUUUGACUCACAGUCAGAGCGCCCCGAGCUCCACCACCCCUUACUGGCGGCCUCCGUCACUCUGCGGCAGCUGUGGAAGGCCAUUCAACCACCGGCUAAAUCGCAGGGCGGAAUCGGCCGACAAAGGGGACAGAAUACCCCAUCCAGAUGAGCGCGCCGUCGCUUCCUCGGACUAUGACAGCACCUACGACAGCACCUACGAGACCAACCACAGUGACAGCAGCGACUUUGCGCAGAACGAAGAGGAGGGAGAGGGAGGCAAGAAGCUGCCUGAAGCGAGGGAAGGUCGCAGCGGGUAUCUGGCGGAGGGCAUCGUCCUUCACCCGCUCCUGCCCUCCCCGGAGGAAGCCAGCGAGAGGAUUCAUCUGGAAAAACCGAUCUUGGCAGCGGAGCCUGUAACACUGCCAGAGCUGGAGCCUCUGUUGAGUCAACUCAACAACUGGAAUUUUCCGAUAUUCAGUUUAGUGGAGAAGACUCAAGGCUGCAUCCUCAGUCAGGUUUCCUAUAAGCUCUUUGAAGACACAGGUCUAUUCGAGACGUUCAGAAUUCCUGUGCAAGAGUUCAUGAACUACUUCCAUGCUUUGGAAAACGGAUACAGGGUCAUUCCUUAUCACAACCGGACCCACGCCACUGACGUGCUACAUGCUGUUUGGUACCUCACCACUCAGCCUGUACCAGGCCUGCCCACCGCUCUGACGGAGAAUGGGAUGAACUCCGUAGACUCAGAGAAUGGCAUUAACGCCGGUGCCACGUGCUUCCUUGUGUCCAAGAUGAACUCUGUGCUGGAAGACGGCUACGGCUCGCUGGCCGGCCUUAUCCCCGGCCUGGAGCUCAUGGCCCUGUACGUAGCUGCCGCCAUGCACGAUUAUGACCAUCCUGGAAGAACCAACGCCUUUCUAGUAGCUACUAGUGCACCACAGGCUCUUCUGUACAAUGAUCGUUCAGUCUUGGAAAACCAUCAUGCAGCUUCGGCGUGGAACCUCUUCAUGUCUCGACCUGAGUAUAACUUCCUGGCUAACCUUGAACACGUGGAGUUCAAGCGCUUCCGCUUCCUAGUCAUUGAAGCUAUUCUGGCCACGGACCUCAAAAAGCACUUUGACUUCCUUGCAGAGUUUAAUGCAAAGGUGGGUGAAGAAGGGGUGUCUGGUAUUGACUGGACCAACGAAAAUGACCGAUUGCUGGUGUGCCAGAUGUGCAUCAAGCUGGCUGACGUCAAUGGGCCGCUGAAGUGCAAGGAGCUGCACCUGCAGUGGACGGAGGGGAUCGUAAACGAGUUCUACGAACAAGGUGACGAAGAAGCAACCCUGGGCCUUCCCAUCAGCCCGUUCAUGGACCGCUCUGCUCCGCAGCUCGCUAAACUACAGGAGUCGUUCAUUGCUCACAUAGUGGGACCUCUGUGCUCGUCCUAUGACUCCGCCGCGCUCAUGCCGGGAUGCUGCGUUGACCUGCCUGAGGGGGAGUCCGAUCCAGAAGAAGAGAAAGACGAGGAGAAAGAGGAACGCGAUACAGAACAGGACGGUAUGACGGAUGAGGAAGCAUCAACGAGUUCUAACACCUCCCAGGAGAGAGAAACCAAAAAGGUGAGCCGGAGGAAAGUGUUCUGCCAGAUAACGCAACAUAUUCUGGAAAACCAUGAAAUGUGGAAAAGAGUCAUUGCUGCCGAGGAGGAGGCUGAGAGAGCCGACCCGAACUGCAUCGGCAGCCCGACUGAUCCAAUCACAUCCAUUCAUGAGGAAGAGGAGGAGCAAGCAAGCAAAGAGGAGUCCGUCGAUGGUCUUGAUGGAAGAGAAGAGGUGCCGACUAUAGAGGAAGAUGAAAUCCUUCCGCAAUCAGAGAGCUCAGGGGAAAAAGAGGAGGAUCCAGAGUGAUAUUAUGAACUUUGAACCUCCUACAACUUGGAAUCUGAACGUUGUUCUGAAAAUGUUUUUGUUUCUUUCCUAACUAAACUCUUGAUAUGGUAGCCAGCACAUCACUUUGACACAACACUGUAGAAGAUCUUUUGGGUAAUAUGUGCCUAACCAAAACUGGGAGGACAGGGAUGAUGCAUGCCCAGUUCAUCUGAUGAGAAGACAGUAGUAGUAGUAGAAGAAGAACAACCUGUGGUAUUCGUUAUGGCCGCGGAUCUUCCGCCCUGCCCUCGCCCAGGUCGCCCGUCCCGCACUACAGGCCGACCACGCUGACUCUCAGAUUCACCCUUCACCAGUGAGUAAUACACUGUCACCCUACCUCCCCCCGUUUUUGUGUUUCCCCUGCGUUUAUCAGCACAGCGUAGGGCCGCCCAGCUGGUUGAGGAUGUGCAACGGGUCCUUUCUCGGCGAAGACAAUGGGAUGAGAGCCAGGGGAAAAAGCUGUGUCCACUGAGGCUCAGGAGGGAGACGGGAGAAAGAAAAAGGGCCAGAUGUAGUCCAUUGUGUAUACAAACACACACCCGGACAGGCUUCACCGAUACAAAUACACAUGCAGCAACUGUAGAAACACGUUUCUUACUUAAAACAGAACCCCGUUGCUCUAAAAGCUUUAGAGCAUUGUUUCAUGGAAAACAAUGUUGGGAUUUAGAUCACACACCUACACGUUUCCAGGCCACGGAACUCAGGAAGGCAGAAACCUGUAGAAAAAAUGUAACAAAAAAAGGCACUUGCCUGUUUCUUUCCCUAACAUAUUUGCGGCACUACUUAUUUAUUUACAAGACAUGCGGUUUCCUUUCUGAAGUACAAAGGACCCACAAGAGAAACUAGAUUAGUGAUCACAUUAUGCUGUAUAUCACAGUGUCAUUUUGUGUGCUCUCAGUUUGAGCCCUUCAACACAGCAGAUCGUAAUCCUUUCAUAAUUUAAUCAUGUUUAAAAAUAACUCAACACAGCUAAUAAGGUAAGGUUUACUUUUCUAAGAAAAUGUAAUGUUCGCCCGCAUUUUAUGCCACUUCCCUUCCUUGUGCCAUCUUACGUUUAUAGUGCUCAGCAUUGGCAAUAAAUAUUCCUUCUUUGCAAUAACAUUUAUAGUAUGGUAUGUAGGUCAAAUAUUUUAGAGAGUUAAGUAAUCCCUUAAACCAAGCUCAGGCCAGAGCUGAUUCACACCUCCAAAUCACCCAAGAGCAUUUACAUUAAUAAGGCAUAAAAGAGAACGCAACCCCGUGGAGCCCACUGGCAUCUGGGACGCUCUCAAUCACAUCCAAAUCACUCAUAUUUUAUAAAGGCAAGUGCUGUUAACUGUGAUCAGAGUUUUCUCCCUACUGAGGAAAUCAGAGACAGCAAAUGGAAAAGACAGAAUGAGAGAUGUACACGUUUUACUUGCAGAUGAGGAGAUAAUUAUGCUUUCAACAGAAACAUGGCAUUGAAGAUGACACCUGGAUGUGCCGUGGUUUCUUUUAAAAGAAGCCCGGGCAACAGCGCAAAAGACAGUUCCAUUGAAAUCUGAUCACAGGUCAGCAGACCUCGGGUUGUUGUUUUUCUUCCUUAGUCGUCCUUUACUGACGAUGGAGUGUUCGGGUUAACAAGCUCUUAACCCGAACGCCGCGCUCUUCAUUGAUGUCGGUGCUGAUGGGAAAAAAAGUGUGAACAAGGAGCCUCAGUAAUGUUUCUGAGUCGUAGGAGUCUUAAGCUUAGCGCUGUUUUCACAUGUCAGUAAAUUCCAUAAGAUUCAGCCAGUUUGGUCAGAUUCUAAAUCAAUCGAUGACAUAUACAUUCACAAGUGUGCAGCAUGUGUUACACAUAAGAUACACUUGCUGAUCUUUAUUUCCAAAUUACACAAUGAAAAAAGGGGGAGCGGCGCUAGUUGUCAGGAAUAAGGAAUGUAAGCAUCAAUCUCCGUGGGACAAAAGUACUUUGCAACAUUGCAUUUGGAAAUCCCACAAAGAUUAGCCGAGGUUCACAGGAGACGACGCAAAGUGUCCAGGAAUCUGGGUGUUUCGUAAGUCUCCGCCGUCGUUCAGAAACAAAAUAGCAAACAGACAAUUGGAGCAAUGUGAGUUGCUGAUAAGUUCCUCGGCGAAGGCGGAUGAUAAAUCACUGCCUGAUGAAAAGAAAACAUAACCAGGGAGGAAAAAUUAAAAACAGAAACCAGAGCAUAAGAUAGAAAAAGAAAAAUCAAUUUCACAUUAUUCACGUGCACUCAAUAAAAACUGGCAAAGCAAUUGAUUUAACUGCAGUGUUUUAAGACACUACGUUCUGAGCUGCUGUGACCCAAUUUCUUGACUCAAUUAGAGUUAAGCUAACGUUAAAACUGUUUAAAUCCACAGCUGUAUCCAUUGCACUUAUCAAAGGUCCAUUGUGCAAAGGAGGGCUAAACUGAGCAAUGUAAUGCCAUUAACUGCUUAUUCGCUAGACUUAUUCCAACUGCGAUGAAAACAAAGCCGGUGCUCACCAAAGCCUGAGCACUUUUUGACAUAGUCAAUCAGUUCUUUUAUUCACGUUAAUAACAUGGGAGACAUUAAGAAAAGAGACAGAAGGUUAUAUCAAGACAUUUAUGUGGAUGAAAGUAAAAGAAAAAAAAGAAAACAAGCUCAAGAAGAAUUCAAUUGUCUAUAUCAGAAAUGUGUUUUCACCCUAAACCAUUCAGUGCUUAACAACAGUAAAUGAUUACAUACAUACAGGAACCCAAAAUGUCAUCACUGAACCGGUCUCUUUUUUUCAGUGAGGACAAAGUAAAAAAAAAGUAUUUUAUGUUGUUUGGCAACAGGGAAAAGUAAAAGGCAAAAGGAUCUCUGACACCUGAAUGAGCUGCCAACACAAAGUGCAGCAUUUGUAGCUUAAGCAGCAAGAUGCAGUUGGAUUUAUCCAAGUCCCCUCAUGGACAAAAUGUCUUCCACUAGCCUUGCAUUGGUUUGUCGCUACCUGUAGCAGUAGAAACGAUCUGGACGACACCAGUUGAUACUCGACCGAUCUACACGACUUUGGCUCGUACGAGACAUCGACUCUUUUACUUGAGCGGUUUUUUUUAAGCUCUGUACAGCAACGUAGUUUUCGAUCUUCAGUUAUUCUCAAAAUAACCAAUUCUGUAAAAUAAAAGCUCUGCAAGCAUCCGGCCUCCUGCAAACGACAGGCACACAAGCCCACAUGGACGGGCCGGUGCUCCUGCACUGUAAAUACCUGACGCACCAUAUAGUAUAUCGAGGCUUCACUUGCCGUCUAAUGUGCAUACUCUUGCUAUGAACUUUUUGCUUAUAUAUUACAUUUGCAUGAUCCCAUGCUCCACCUCAGUGUUCGGGAAUUUGUAGACUUCCUUUCACUCCUUUCACUUUAUUUGUUUGUUUCAGUAUUUUUUUUUUGGGAGAAUUCAAAGUUCAUUCGGGAUCCAGUUAGUCAAAUUCCUUCUGAGAUUCCUCCUGUUGAGCCACGCCUCCCUUACUGUGGUCACUAGAGUGCAGCAAUCAAAGAGACUUAAUCAAAGCUGUGAUAGAAUCGGGGGGGUUACUAUAUUUUGUAUUGAGGAUCCAAAGCUGUUUGUAGCCAUUUAGGGUUUUAGAAGAAAUAACAGAGUGGUCCACUAGUUUCGCCUCAAAUCUUCUAAGAAAAGGUUUCUCUCGUUUUUGCAAUGCAGUGAAUUGACCAAACCAUUGUUUUUUGCCACAAAUGUAUACUUAAAUUAUUUCCCAGACCAAACUAUUGUGUAUUAUAUAUUUCUCUACAGUAUAAAAUCCUAUCCAAGUGAACAUUAGUUGGAAUUCAUUUGCUUGAUUAUGCUGUUUACUUUUCUACAGUUGACACUGCAUCACUUCAGAACAAUAAUGCAACUUGGAAAAAGUAGUGCCGACUUGCUGUUUGUUGGAAUUUACGGGAACCUGCAACAGUUGAUAAAAUAAUCUAAAUUUGAACAAUUUUGAGAAAUUAAAACAUUUAGGAUCUAGGAAACAAGGAACCACUGACAGGGUCCCACAGUAGCUUAUCCCCAUUCUGAGACGCAGUGUUUUAGGGAGCAUAAGUGAUGUGGGAAUGAUCACAAAUUGUCUUUGUUGCACCUAUAAACGCACCAAACAUUGAUAGAAAACAGCAAACUACCGGGUCUACAACAAAAAUGGUUUUAUAUCCAAGCCAAUGCGAGUGGUUCAUUUAAAAAUGACCAUGAUAAGAGGGGGAUUGCUGCACACUGGAUUAACUUGCAAACCAAAGAAACUUUUUAAACUCCGUGGAUUUCUUUUUUUUUUGUGAUUUGCACAAAAUGAGCCCUAAAAGCAGCUUACAUCUUAUUGUUGGUCGGUACAAUCCAAAACCUGGGCAAUACAUCUGGAUAUGCAUACAUUUUUUAACAGUUAUCAUAUCAGACAGGGCACCUUAAAGCAAAAUCAUUUUAAUUUUUUCAUUCAUAAUAGACCAGGACAAUCCAUCCUGCCUGUUGUUAUUUCACUGCCGUACCCACAGGCAGCAGAAGCACCUCAGUGCGGCUGACACACUGUUCUGACUAAAGCUCUUGUAGUUUAUUUUGAUCGUUUAAUCCAAAAACAUUCCCUUUUUUAAUUGUUUGUUGUUUCAAACAUUUUAAAACGGGGCUAUGCUCUUGUGCCAUUUUCACAUGUAUGUAAGUAUGUCUACAUUGAAUGCUACAUUCAUCAGCUUUCCUUUUUUUGUCGCAAGGUAAAACCAAAACAACCUUUUUCCUUUUUUCUCCCUCCUUGAAAGCAAGAAUAACGAGACUGGUAUGUUUUUACUUUCAAUGGCAGGCGCUUCGCAGGUUCAAUUUGUUUCUUCUCUCCAGGAUCUUGCACUUAACACAUGUAGCAAUACCUACAGGAUGGGGAAUUGUGUGAUUCACCAGUAUUUGUUCAAGCGGAAUAUGACAUUUUAUUUCUAGAUAUUGUUUGACUUUGUAUAAAAAAACAUAUACUGUACAGAUGCAAAAGUAUAUUAUAACAAAAAACUUUUAGAAAAAUAUUUAUUUUUACUGUUUUUUGUAAUUUAGACACAAUACUGUAGCUCCUCUAUUGCCAGACUUACUGGAAGUGCCUCUCGAUAAUGUAUUACAAAGUAACUAUACAAAAUUAUUAUUAGAACCUGUCACUAGCAGAGCAGUGUUGAUGUUGUAAUGUGAAUAUUGUUGAAUAAUACGAUUUAUAAAUGCUG
Messenger RNA from Gasterosteus aculeatus aculeatus (three-spined stickleback), 9034 nucleotides. Its product is annotated as cGMP-inhibited 3',5'-cyclic phosphodiesterase 3A. Lineage: Eukaryota; Metazoa; Chordata; Actinopteri; Perciformes; Gasterosteidae. Gene Ontology annotation, molecular function: 3',5'-cyclic-nucleotide phosphodiesterase activity. Gene Ontology annotation, biological process: signal transduction. The record is from RefSeq and is a predicted model, not a curated record.